This is a messenger RNA of Melopsittacus undulatus (budgerigar), 1827 nucleotides long. It is a transcript of the gene EMX2, whose product is annotated as empty spiracles homeobox 2. Gene Ontology annotation, biological process: regulation of transcription by RNA polymerase II; central nervous system development; neuron differentiation. The record is from RefSeq and is a predicted model, not a curated record. Gene Ontology annotation, cellular component: nucleus. Bases 268 to 1011 code for a protein of 247 amino acids. Lineage: Eukaryota; Metazoa; Chordata; Aves; Psittaciformes; Psittaculidae. The transcript is spliced from 3 exons. Gene Ontology annotation, molecular function: RNA polymerase II cis-regulatory region sequence-specific DNA binding; DNA-binding transcription factor activity, RNA polymerase II-specific.
UCCUUGCAGGAGGGAAACUUCUCCCAGCAACUUUUUUUUUCCCCCUUUUUUUUUCCCUCCCUGUGUGUGUGUGCGUGGUGCGUGUGUGUGUGUCUCCCUUUUGGGUACCGCUGGCUGCCGCUGCCUCCUUUUCCUCCAGCCCCUGUCUAUUUAUGUGUGUAUCUAUCCCUCCUCAAGUCACUGCCUGCUGCAAACUUCCCCGGAUCGUCUCCCGCGCACCGGAGAGAGCCAGGCAGAGAUUCGGCAGGGGACUCUCGCCGCGGCAGCAUGUUUCAGCCCACACCCAAGCGGUGUUUCACCAUCGAGUCGCUGGUGGCCAAAGACAGCCCCUUGCCCGCGUCUCGCUCCGAGGAUCCUAUCCGGCCGGCGGCGCUCAGCUAUGCCAAUUCCAGCCCGAUGAACCCUUUUCUCAACGGCUUCCACUCCACUGGCAGGGGGGUUUACUCCAACCCGGACUUGGUCUUUGCAGAGGCCGUCUCUCACCCGCCCAACCCGGCCGUGCCGGUCCACCCCGUGCCCCCUCCCCACGCCCUGGCCGCCCAUCCGCUGCCCGCUUCGCACUCCACGCACCCGCUCUUCGCCUCGCAGCAAAGGGACCCCUCUACCUUCUACCCCUGGCUAAUACACCGCUACCGGUAUCUGGGCCACAGGUUCCAAGGGAAUGAAACAAGCCCGGAGAGCUUCCUAUUGCACAACGCACUGGCCAGGAAACCCAAACGGAUCCGUACAGCUUUCUCCCCAUCCCAAUUACUGAGACUGGAACAUGCCUUUGAGAAGAACCAUUAUGUAGUAGGAGCAGAGAGAAAACAGCUGGCACACAGCCUCAGCCUCACGGAAACUCAGGUAAAAGUAUGGUUUCAGAACAGACGGACAAAGUUCAAGCGGCAAAAGUUGGAAGAGGAAGGUUCAGACUCACAACAGAAGAAAAAAGGGACUCAUCACAUUAACCGGUGGAGAAUCGCCACCAAACAAGCCAGUCCAGAGGAAAUCGACGUCACGUCGGACGAUUAAAAACUGACACUUUUGGGACUUUUCGAAGCCAGCACCCCACCAACAGAAAGUGUUAACGGCUCACAUUCCCCCCCCUCGGCGUGGCGGUGCGGGGAAGGGACAUGGAGAUCUCCAUCAAACCCGCUAUCCCUGCCGGGGCGGGCGGCCUGGAGCGAGCGGGGUGAGGCGGCGAGAGGUGCGGGCCGAGGCCCCGCUCGGCACGGCGGGACCUGUCAAUCCACCACCGGGACGAGGCGAUUGACAGGUAUUCCGUUUCUCGCAGUCCACUUUUAAAAGUAUAAAGGUAAAAAGAAUAUUGACAACAAAAAUACCCUUAAAAAGACACAAAACAAAAGCCAACAAAAAGCGAAACAAAAAAAUAACCCCCGAACCGAACCAGAAAAAUUACCACCUUACAGGACAUUUUGCACUUCACAGGUUUUUUCCGUCUUUGAAAGAGAGAUUUCCCUAAGCAGCCCAAACCCACACCUGUUUCAGAAACUUGAAUUGCAUGUGUAAAGCCGUCUGGGCGGAUAAAAAAGAUUUAAGAAAAGGCAAAAAAAAAAAAAAGGCAAAAAAGAAAAACGGAAAAAAAAAGACCCCGUUUCCUAAAGACAGAAAUGAAUUGUAUUUUUUUUUUUCCCUUUAAGACAGGUUCUGUGUGCUUUUUAAUUUUAUUUUACGAGAAAUGUGCAGUCUGUAAACAUUUUAUGAUAACUUCUGGCGUCAAAGUGUUUGUGAAAGCUAAAAUGAAGUAGCAGUAACAAAGCAUCGUGUUCCUUCCGGAUGGACAAACACGGUGGGGCUGGGGAGGGACGGGAGGGAGCGAGGGGAGGG